GAGGAGGAGGAGAAGAGGAGGAUUGGUACCCAGCUCUGGGCGCCUCAUCCCUUGGAUGCGCAUCCUUCUUGGCUGGCGGUCCCUCCAUUGUCUCUCCUCCUCCCUCCCUCCCUCCUUCUUCCCUUCCUUCCCGCCCUCCUCCUUCCUCCUCCUCCUCCUCCUCCUCCUCCUCCUGCCUUGGCUGAUGUCAUUGGCGGUUGGCUCUCGGGGCUGAAGGCAUCAGGCGAGGGAAGCAGCGGCAAGUCAGAGCCAAGGCCAUGGCUGCAGCGGCGGCGGUGGGUUGGCAGCGCCUCUCUCCCUCUUCUCCCACUUAAUCUCCCCAAAAGAGGGCCAUGGAGCCCGGCGGGGAGCCGCCGAGCCUGAUGCAAUUCCUACAGAAGCUGAAAGAAGUCUUCGAUGUGUGCGAUGAGGAUGCCGACGGCUUCAUCCGGGUGGAGCAUUUCGUCGCCCUCGGGUUGCAGUUUGGCCAAGGCGAGGAGGUGGAAAAAUUUGCCAAAUACUUGGAUCCAAAUGACUUAGGCAAGAUCAGCUUCAAGGAUUUCUGUCAUGGAGUAUUUGCUAUCAAAGGCUGUGAAGAAUUGCUGAAAGAUACAUUAUCUGCUGAAAACCAUGGGCUUCAGCACUAUGAGACAGAAUAUGUCGAUUACUACUACCAGAAUUCUGAAAUCCAAGACAGUGGCUAUUUGGACAGUGAAGGUGCAUAUAGUGAAUCGGAUCUCUUUCCCGAUGAGGACAACAUGACCCUGGCCCAACAAGAAGUCCACCAUGAGUCAGAUAUGGACAGUGCCAUUGAAAGUGUCCACAAUUCAGAAGCAUCGGAUGUGUGCAGCAGAAAUGAGGAGAAGGAUGCUGGGCUAGGUGGUCUCUUCUUGCCUGGAGAUAAGUUCAGCCCCCUCAAUCCCUCUGCAGCAUCAGACCUUUCCACCUAUUCCACUGCCUCUUUGAUCAGUAAUGAAGAACAAUUUGAAGACUAUGGAGAAGGAGAUGACGUGGACUUCACCCCCAGCAGCCCUUGCCCUGACGAUGAAAGCAGAACAAAUGCCUACUCUGAUCUUGGCUCAUCUGUUUCUUCCAGUGCCGGCCAAACCCCAAGAAAAAUGAGACAUAUUUAUAAUAGCGAGCUCUUGGAUGUCUACUGCACACAGUGCUGCAAAAAAAUCAACCUGCUUAAUGACUUGGAAGCCAGGCUGAAAAACCUGAAGGCAAACAGUCCAAACAGAAAAAUAUCUAGCACUGCUUUUGGGAGACAGCUGUUCCACAGCAGCAACUUCAGCAGCAGUAAUGGCAGCACAGAGGACUUAUUUAGAGAUAGCAUAGAUUCAUGUGACAACGACAUCACAGAAAAGGUGACUUAUUUAGAAAAAAAAGUAACAGAAUUGGAAAAUGAUAGCAUGACAAAUGGUGACCUGAAGAGCAAACUGAAACAGGAGAACACACAGCUAGUUCACAGAGUCCAUGAACUGGAAGAACUCUUGAAAGAUCAAGAGACAUCAGCUGAGCAGACUCUGGAGGAAGAGAUAAAGAGGCACCGGGAAGCACACAGCAAAUCUGAAAAAGAGAAAAGCACUGAAAUUGAACUACUAAACACAAGGGUUCAGGAACUUGAAGAGGAAAACUGUGAGCUCAAAACUACAGUCUUACGAUUGAAAUCACAAUCUGAGAAGCUAGAUGAGGAGAGGCAGCGAAUGUCAGACCGAUUGGAAGACACCAAUCUGCGGCUCAGAGAUGAAAUGGAUUUGUACAAAAGAAUGAUGGACAAACUGAGACAGAACAGGCUGGAAUUUAACAAGGAGAGGGAGGCUACUCAGGAGCUUAUUGAGGAUUUGCGAAAGGAGUUGGAACACCUGCAGUUGUAUAAGCUCGAAUGUGAGCGGUCUGGACGUGGGAGAAGUUCUUCCUCCAGUUUGAGCGAAUUCAGUGCAAGAGCAAGGGAAGUGGAAAUGGAGCAUGAAAUUAAGCGACUAAAGCAGGAGAAUCAGAAGCUUCGUGACCAGAACGAUGACCUGAAUGGACAGAUUCUUAGUCUCAGUCUUUAUGAAGCAAAGAACCUUUUUGCAACACAGACAAAAGCCCAGUCGUUGGCUGCAGAAAUUGAUUCUGCCUCCAGAGAUGAGCUCAUGGAAGCCCUUAAAGAACAGGAGGAGAUCAACUACAGACUCCGCCAGUACAUGGACAAGAUCAUCCUAGCCAUUCUUGACCACAACCCAUCCAUCUUGGAGAUCAAAAACUGAAGAUCUAGAGUCAGAAAGGGAAACCAGCAGAGAUUUGCAUACCUGAUGAGAUGCCAUGGGACCCAAAUAUCACUCUGCUACUGUAAAUGAACCUAUAAAUAUAUAUAUAUUAUAUAUAUAGAAAAAAGAAAACCUUGUGUGGACGCACAGGGCAUGUUUAUAUGAUGUUUGUCACAUUUUGUCUGUGAAUCAUAUUUUGGCUAGGUCAGGUUCAUGCACUUUCACCACUUGGAGGUGUUGUGAUGGGGUAGGGAAAGACUGUUACAGUAUGCUGAUGACAUAUCUAUGUAACUGGAUUUGCACUGUUUUAGAUACUGGACAAAAAUGACACUACCUCUAGAGAUGCAAGGAUAAAAGACAAUGGAUACAUAUUUAGUGCCAAUUCUCCUCUUCUCCCCCACAAACCAUGCUGAAGUUCACCUCUUUAUCAGCAGUGAUUCCCUCAUCUUCUCAGAGAUGUGUUGCCACAUCCAGAUUUAGUCACUGGUGCUGGGUAUGUUGGUUUGGGGGUAUUUCCUUUUGUUUUCCUGGCAAUCUGCUGCUGAACAAGCAGGAAGAUCAAUGAUAUCUGUUUCUUCAUAAUUACUAUGUGUAUGAUGCAAAAGGGGAAAAAUACAGAUCUGGAUAAAUUCUUUUGUUUUUUAAAAAAUGCCUUUGCUUUCUUUCCAUAAAAAGCUUUGUUAAAAUACCUAAUAUAUAGGAUUACUCUCACACCAUGCAGUUGUAGUGCUAUGGUCCCUCCUUAACUGCUAUAACAACAUCUUAGGGUAGUUUAAGAAAGGACAUUUACAGUCCUCAACCUGGGAGCUCCUUUGGCACCACUGACCAAACGAAAAACCUCCCAGGAUUCCACAGGAUGCAGCCACAACACUUAAAGUGGAAUCAUAGUGCUAUAUCUGUGUAGUGUGAAAAAAGAUCUAAGUGGCCACAAAACUUUUACAUUGAGUGUAAAAGCACAUAUAUUUACUAGUUUGCAAACGUUCUACCAUACUUCUGAGUUGCACAGCUGUUUGUGACAUAUCUUUCUAGGCUUCAUGUUUAUCAGCUGUCACAAAAGCAAUAUGGCUAGAACAGCUUUCCCCAGUCUUGUGCCUUCCAGAUAUGUUGUCUUACUAACUGUCAGAAUCCAUCGGCUAGAAUUCAGGUCCCAGAAUGGAAAACAACUGUGGCCAAUGGAGACUUGUAGCCUGGAUGGUGGAUUCUAGAUAAGUGAAUUCAGCACAUCUUGAAGGCACUGGGAUGAGGAAAUACUAUGUUGACAUAGAUUUGGUUUUGAACUGAGUGGUGUGUGAAAUGCAGUCGGACUUUGGCUACAAGACACUCAUUGUACUGUUACAAUCUUGACAACCUUGUAUUAAAGUGUAGAACCUACACAGAGGGCUGCUGGGGUACCCUCUUAAAAAGCUGCACACCAGAAGUUCUGUACCCUCUUAUUCACAAGAGGAAAUCAACAGGCUGAGGCUUGAGUUUUUAAAAAAAUUGCUGACGGGGUUGUAGCAUUUCAUCCCAGUGCUCAGAAGAAGUUCCUCCACUGGUUUAUGGCCUGUUUUGCAUUUGUUAUCAAUCCAAUAAUUAAGAAAAAAUAGCAAUUGUACAGAUGUUUGCCUUAACUAGUUUCCCAGGGACCUGGGGCUAAACUCAAUUCUGUGCUUUAUUUAAGAGCAAAAUUUUAAAAUUCUUCACUGAAGUUUUGGAAGAAAUGUUUGUUUACACUCCACAUUAUUUAUUCAGUACAAUAGCUCAUUUUUUAAUGAAAGUCACAGCAAAAUAUGAGAAUUGGUUGCAAGUGUGGGCAAUCAGUUGGGAAAAACUUGGUCACUCAAUGCGGGCUGCAUAGUAAUCUUUGGCAGAGCUUAGAAACGCUGCAUUUUUGGACUUCAAAAAGAAAGCUACCGAAGUUCUCUGUGUAGUUUCAAAAAAGUAGCUUCUAAUCUGAAGUCACAACUACUAUCUGAAAGCAUUUACUGAGUCACCCUGGUUAUUUCUAUGUUUUCUUUUCCAUUGUUUUUAAACCACUGCUUUCUAACCUGCUCAUCUGUUUGUUUAAGUUGUCAAAUAUAUCAGACAGGCUCACUAUAGCAGAGAAAUCACUAGGAAAGAAUAAAUCCACAACCUCAGUGGUUGAAAUGUUGCUUUUUCAAUUAAAAGCUGCUUCACAUACACACGACAUUCUAUGUGGAAUUGCUUUCUAUGUAGGAAAUGGCAAUGAAAGUUGCAUGUGUUUUGUUGCAUGCGACAAUCAGACACAUAAAUGUUUGUUUAGUGUUUGUAAGAGGGAGACAGAAGUUAUCCCAAGCAGGUUUUAUGCCAUUUGCUAUUUGCGGUUCACAUGCAGAAAAUUCCAUAAUGUGUAAAACAGAAAUACAACUUGCAGUACAAAGUUAAAAUAUAUCUUGUCUUUAAACAGGCACUAAAUUUGAUGUGUAUAAAUUAUUCUAAGUCUAGGAACUGAAGCUACAAAAAUAAAUAAAAAUUGACUCACUCAGUAUUAAUGUUAAGCCCUUAAACAAUGGUUUAAAAAUCAGGGCUUUUUAUAAGGUGAUUCUAGAUGUUCCAGUAAUAUCUGUUGAUUGGCUAUAGAUUGACAAAUAAUUAUUCUCAGUUAUUUACCAAUAUGGGGUAAAUCCUCUGGAGGAGGUGGAUCCCCUCUUCUUGGAUCCCUUCUUUGUCUAAAUUAUGUUGCAGAAGUAAACAGAGUUUAGGAUAAGCAGGGAUGGGUUUUUGUGUAAAUGGGUGAAAACCGUAAGAUUACUAAUGUUUUCUAAACUUAGUUUGCUAGCAAUUCUGUAUCUACAUUUGCAUAUGAUGACAUUUGAGUCCAUGGUCUCACAUUCAUUUCUGAUCACAGAGACAGGGAGGUUCCUUUCCAGCACUGUUCCAAGGAUGUUCAGGAGACUCACAAAAAUCACUAACAUGGACUAGAAUUCUUUCUCAUCCUACUUUUACCUUCUUCCUCCUGUUGACAACAAAAACUGUUUGACUGAAAUGCCUGAAUUCAGCUGGUAGUGCUGAAUAGACUCACUGAAUCAAUGAAACUCACAUCAGUGUGACUUUCCAAGCUCUUAUUGAUUUAAUGGGUGUACGUUAUUGAGACUAGCAACUAUAUUUUAGGCCUAAGUGUUAAAUGUUUAUGUUGGCUUUUGACCGGUCACCUCUUUGGCUCAGUUAACAUUCUGGAGUGGAUAAAAUUAUAUGUCGACAUUAUUUUCACUUUCCAUUCCAUGAACAAUUUGUUCUAACACUUCAUGACUCUUUGGGAAAGGUAAAGAUGGAUACUCCCAACUUUUCAAGUGAUCAGAUUUUAACUCAUGAAGUAGGUGAUUGCAUUGACAGGGCUGCAGGUAGGAUGAAUAUCUAUGUUUGAUUUGAUGACAGUUUUAACAAUAUGAGAUGUGUUCUUUAUAAGCUGAAAGAACUGGGCAUGUUGUAAUGCGCAAAGUGCAGAGAAGUUGAAAGUUGAGAGAAGAGAGUGAAGAAGGUAAGCAGGAGUCAAGAAAUCGGGGAAAACUGAAGGGGGAAUGUGUUAAGCACAAGAGUUAACUGGUGUUGGAGGACUGUGGCAUGGUUUCCAAGGUUGUGCGGAGAAAGAUUUUAAAUAGUUUGGAUUAGCAUGUGUUGUACAGAACCUUAGGUUAGAGCAACUUCCUGCUACCUAGCACUCUUUGAAAUGCUUGACUACAACUCCCAACAUUCCCCUCUUGUAAGCCCACAAGGAACAUGGGAGUAGUAGCCCAAUACAUUUGAAGAUGACAACAUUGGGUUAGAGUUCCUCUGAGCACUAGAAGGUGUUGAAUGAUGAUUUCUUUGAAUUCUCAGCCCAAUAAAUUUAUGUGCAGUCAUCAAUAAAUGGGCCUUCAUAAGUAAUGUGCCAAUGCCUUUGGCUUUAUUUAUAGUUAUCAGUGCCAGUGAUGUUGCAUACAAACAUGGGUGAUAUGUCUAGUGACUAACCAUCUUCUUUGAAUUAGUGCCUUUGCCUUGAGGCUGCCAUUUUGAAAGAAUAGUAUCUGGCCUGCUUUCAGAUUUCUGCAAGCUAUUCCCCCCAAAUAUAAUUUCCAAGUCAAGGACUCGGAUCAGCAAUGAGUGAAGUCAUCAGGUGUAUAGUAUGUGCCGUGCAGUACAAAGAUUCAGAUUUCUCUCAGCUAAGUACAUAUACCACAACAAGUACAUAUACCACCAUAGCUACAGUAUUAAAUAGAUCACCUUUCAGCCUUUUCUUCUUCCAGCUAAGAACUUUACUUCCUUUGGUCAUUGUUCACAUAUAUAAAGAUGAGCAAAUCUCAAAACAUCCUUAGCAAAUUUCCCCAUUCAGAUAAUGUUCUUGUCUAAACAUUGCUUCUUUUAAAUAGACAUACAUAGGAUUGCCCUGUGAAUCAAGUUCAUGAAAUGUUACUUUGUGUCAGGAUAGUGAGAAAUCCGUAUCUGUGCCUAGCAUGGUCAAGAAAAAGGGAAAAAUCAGUCAAAAUGCCAGCCAAAAUAUUGAGGCUUAUUUACUUUUCUAGCAGUAAGGGAACUGUAGAGUCAUCUAGGUGCUUUCAUAAGCUAGCCAUUUUUAAAAGCAGUAUACAUAAAUAGUCGGAUGAAGUGGACUGAAGUAGGAGAUGUAAGAAGGAUUUUCCAACCCUUUAACAUGGAGCCAAUCUAUUGGAGAGUAUAGCACAUAUGUAUGUGUCUUUAUUCACAAAGUGGCCUUAGGUAGGAUUUCUGCUGUUGGCUGAGUAUCCUUCAUAUACCACACACUAGGUUUGUUGAAUGAUUCUGUUAUCUUGCUUCAGAUUGUAUUGAAUUGGCAAAAUUCUUGAAAAUUAUUUUUACCACCAGUCUGGUUAUAUUAACAAUGUCAUCGUGAAGUAAGGGAAUUAUAUGAGUUUGUAAUUCCUCUGUUAUUUGAAAAAAGCAUAUUGGGGGAUGAUAAUUUUUUGCCACAUACAUGUCAUCAAAUCCUUCUUUCUGACAUAUCAUGUGAACCACCUGAAGCAGGAUAGUGGCAAAGGGUACUUACUUACUUACUUACUUACUUAGUGGCAAAGAGUAUUCCCCAUUCAUUUGGAUUUGUAAACCAAUCCACAAUGACAAUUUCAAUAUAAUUCACAUGUAAACCUCAGCAAGAAAUGCAGUUUCAAAACUGAUUAUCCUUAUUUGGAAAUAAUAUUUUUUUCUGUUCCUGCCAUUACCAAAAUGGAGAGGGAAGGGCAAGAGGGAGAAAACAAGACACACUUGCUUGAAUUAAAAUCCUCCAGGGCAACUUCACACUCUUCAUUCUUACACAUACUUGCUGCCUUUUUAGUCCAGGUCUACGGAUUCAUUUACAGGCAUCAAAUUGUGAAAAAAAGGGAUUAACAAUGAGCUCAACUACAUUUUUCAUUUUCCAUGAUCUGGUGGCUUGCAUAUUUCAAAGGGGCUGUCCAAGGUCCUGACCUUAUUUGAGGAAAGGAUUCAGUACCUUGUAUGGUUACUUUAAAGCAGUGUUGUCUACCCUUUGCUCCUCCAGGGAUUUGGGACUUUAAGUCUGAGAAGCCCUGAUCAGCUUGUCCAAUCCUCAGGAAUUCUGGGAGUUGAAGUCAAAACACCCAGAGGACCAAUGGCUGGAUACCACUGCUAUAAAGUUUGAAAUAAAAACUGGAGCAAAUGAAUAAAACCAUCAGCUGACAGAUUCUGGUUUGACAUGAAUGUUAAGGAGGCAAUAGGGUAGUUAGACAAAUCCCAAAAAUAGGGACACUGGAACUGUGGUGCCUGAAAAAAAUGAAAUAUAGGAGUAUAGCAGCUAUUUCUAUAUUAUCAUAUCAAAUGGGAGAGAACCUCAGGGAACAAUAUUCAUCUCAGCAGGGAGAUAAGCAAAACCAAGCCCAUUGCUGUUUCCCUGUCUACAGUGGUGCAGACUUAAAUGCAUUUCACUAGUAUAUAGAAAGUGUAUAUAUAUAAAAAACUACAAAUAUAACACAAAUGUUAGGUAUGAGUGGCUCAUUUGGGCAAAAUUCAAAAUGUGAAUUUUAGAUUUUAAUUACUUGUCGGAAACUGGGCAACCAAAAGCCAAUGUUUGUAUCGGUUGCAGGACACAGAGAACAAAUGUUGGGAAGGAGUAAAGACGAACAAAGAUUUGGUAAUUAUUUUAGAUGUUGACACUGGUGUGAAAGUAGUCAUCAAUCCAGAUGAGCUCAUGGUGCCACCCUUUUCACUUGGGUUCUAGCAAAGACAUGAACAAGACAUGGGAGAAGAAUGAUUCAAGCAACCAAACAUUUUAACAAACAGUCACAGCAGGGAGAAUGGGAGAAUUUUUGCAACCUUUCCUCAUCAGGAUACGCUCCUUCAUCAUUGCUCAAUCCCACCUUGUAAAAUUAUCACUUUGGUCUUUUGAAGUGAGCAGGAGAGUUAAAAAUAGCUGCUUCAAUCUAUGCUACAAGGCAGGAUGUACAUUGAGCUUUCUGUAUAUUUCAAUACUGAAAUAUACUGAGAAUUGCUGUAAACAUUUAAUGUGAGAGCCAUUAGUUUUGCUUUUUUGCACCAAUUGUACCUAUGAGUAAGGGUUGAGGUUUUUUAAAUUGUUUUGCAUGAUUAUAGUUUUAGUAUUUGUGCCUUCAACUUGACUAUGUACAGAUUCCAUUUUCCCACCUUUGAUCAGCUAUUUGCCACAAAUUUUAUAUAUUUUGAAGGUCAUUUAUUUGUUCGUUCUUCUUUGUUCUGGCCCUGCCUUCCCUCCCCAGCCCCAAAAUAUACUGUAAAUCUGUAUAUAUAAAAUAGAACCAAGUUUGUAUUCAUGUGCCUCAAUAGGAUGUAAAAAGAAAAAUCUAUUCAUUUUUGUACAGUACUUUUCUUUUCUUUCUUGCUUUUCUUAGAAAAACUACUUCUUGUCCUGAGUAUUUAGCAAGUUUCUGAAUAAGUAGUUUAUUUGUCUUCUUUCGGAAUUGUUGUGUUGAAUGGAUGGAGUAAUUAUAUCUCUAUCUGUAAGUCUUUUUGUAAAAGCUGUCUUGUCUGACUGUCUCUUUCUCUUAUACACACACAGACACACACAUACAUCUGUGAUCUUUCCUGGUUUGUUGUUAUUUAUAAUGAGUUGCAUCUAUUUUGUCCACUUUUAGAAUCUGGAACAAAUUAAAGUGAUUGCUUACCCUAA
This is a messenger RNA of Anolis sagrei ordinatus, 9339 nucleotides long. RefSeq names its product RAB11 family interacting protein 4 (gene RAB11FIP4). Gene Ontology annotation, biological process: regulation of cytokinesis; endocytic recycling. Gene Ontology annotation, cellular component: endocytic vesicle; cleavage furrow; recycling endosome membrane. Gene Ontology annotation, molecular function: calcium ion binding. The record is from RefSeq and is a predicted model, not a curated record. Lineage: Eukaryota; Metazoa; Chordata; Lepidosauria; Squamata; Anolidae.